Messenger RNA from Nerophis ophidion (straightnose pipefish), 6247 nucleotides. Its product is annotated as stereocilin. Gene Ontology annotation, cellular component: kinocilium; cell surface; stereocilium tip. NCBI's taxonomy places the organism in Eukaryota, Metazoa, Chordata, Actinopteri, Syngnathiformes, Syngnathidae. Bases 1 to 5802 code for a protein of 1933 amino acids. The transcript has 29 exons. The record is from RefSeq and is a predicted model, not a curated record. Gene Ontology annotation, biological process: cell-matrix adhesion.
AUGGCCAUUCUUCAUUCCACAUGCAUCCUAGUUUGUGCUAUUUUACUCGGACAAGGAUCCUCUGAGAAAACAGGAAGGAGAAGAGAGCUCCAGAGAGAUGUCAUUCUGAAGGAGCUCCUAUCAAAACUUAGUAAAGAAGGUGCUUGGAAUCCGCAACAGAACCCUAAAGAAGCAGUCAAGGAUGUGUUUCUGCACCCUUGGUUGAAUAGUCUACUUGGGGGCCUCCAAACACUAAGUGGUCUACUUCCUGGUAAGAGUUUGGCUUCACUAAACCAGCCAAUUGACCGACAUAGUCUUUCUGGCUUCCUCUUCAACAUUUCUCAGUAUCUCCAAGAUAUGAGUGCAGGACUAGAGAAGGCUCCCGUAGAUACGGAUGAUGACCAGCUAUGGGAAAAAGUGCUGUAUUUUUUUCUUCAAUCGGAAGGGAAUGCUGCUCAGAGCCAAUGGAACGGCCGAAUGCCGCCUCGACCCAGCAUCCAAGUAAAGGAUUGGUUUCUGUCCCUGAGAGGCAGCCCGCACUGGGACUGGCUUCUGGCGCUGCUACAGAGCCUGACAAGCCUCUUUCAGCGUCAGCCUCACAAGCCCCUUCUGACUUUGUUGUCUCAGCACUGGAGGACAGUGAGUGCCGUGCUGGAGGCCGCUCUGCAGGCACUGAUCAGUGGGACGUACGGACAGGCCAGCGCAGGCCUGCAGGGUUUCAUCUGCGAACUGAAAGGACGUACCGACUGUCCCUUUGGAGUGAACUGGCUUCAGUAUGUCCUGCGUCUCCUGGAAACACUCAACUGGACGCCCAUGGUCAGUUUGCACUCAGCUGGGGAGGGUGCGGAACACAGGAAAGGCUCGAGUGGACGCAUUAAACCCUUCAGCUUGCCUCCUGAAGCCAUGAGGCAGGAUUUAUUACCAGAAAAUACUUUUUUGGAGGACACAAAGGGAACGCAGGAUGAUCCAGAUUCCAUGCGGCGCUUAUUCCUGCAAGCACUGUCACGUUCGAGUGGAGGCAACUUGGGACAAAAAAACAUAGCACUGGUGCAAAGUUUGGAUGGGCUUAGGACGGGCCUCCUGCACAGGGUAGGCAGUUCCGUGUACGGUAACUUGAGAAAGAAAGUGUCACAAGUUACCAUGGCUAUGCUUGAGGAUGUCAGCAGCUUGGUGGACGUGCCGCAGUCAAAUGCAAGAGGACAAUGCUCAGCAGGCAAUCUGAGGCAGCUGAUCUUAUGGGGUAUAAGACAUAAUGUGACAUGGAACACCCAGGCUCUAGGUGUUAGCACCCAUGGUCUCCCAACAACGCUGCCAUUCCUGUCUUGUCCCCCCGAUGAAGGAAACGGCUACAGACAAAAGACUGCCAACUCAAGUGUUAAAUCUUCCCAAAAAAGUAAUCAAAAACGUCUUCGUGUUCUCCCUGGCACACGUCACCAACACCUACCCACUAAGCCACGAACAAGGAGGGAAACACAAAGAGAGAUGGAGUACUCAUCCACUGCAGAAAUCCUAGAGGCGGCAUGCAAUGACUCCAUCCCAGGAUUGACCGGUGUCUCCAACUUCACCGUAUUCCUCUACUGUAAACUGUUUGAAGGAGAGAAUGGCUCAGUGAGUCCUGUUGGGGCUGAGAUGGGUCUGGACCUGCUCGCCACCUGCUCCGAAGCAGCUUGGUACGUGUCUGCGGCCGAGGAGGACUUGUUUUGGGUCCAUGUGUGCAGUGAGUACUUUGCUCAUGAAUUCAACAACACCGUGUGCACCAACUCCUCUUUCUGGCUGCAGAGAGCACACCAGGCUGCCAGGGCAGACAAUCUGUUUAACCAGACGAGUAUAGAGCAGUUGUGUGUGCGCCUAUCAAGCGGUGCGGCGGUAAGUCGAGUGCCUGUGGAAGGAUGUCUGACUCAGUUGGGCAGCAGCAGGUUGGUGAGUGCCCAGACUUUCAGACGCUGCUUUUUGCCCAACAACUCAGCCCUUAUCUCAGCUUUGUGUGGAAGAGAACCACUAGAAUCCCACCGGUCCUUCCCAGAGGGCAGCUGGGCUGCAGCGUUCUGCUUCAGACAACACAACACCUCCAUUACUGAUACCCCUGACAGGACUUGCCAAUACCAGGAGUGGCCUGCACUGACUUUUCUCAAUUUAACCAUACUGGAAGUGUGUGGGACCACACAUGGACUGAGAGAGUACAUGUGCCUGAACGCAUCACUCUACCAUCAGCUGCUGGAAUCGAUGCCCCACUUGUUUGACGUCUGUGCAGAUCUCCGAGCACAGGUAGAAAACGAUAAGUGCUUACUUCAGCGGUUCUUUGACAUGCUCCCUGCACAAUAUGAUUUUGACACGUCACAGCUGUGUGUGGACCCAUCACCGCUGAUCCUGGAAGUCUUGCACAAACUGAGUGUGUGCCAGGUAGAUGGAGCGGAGAACCAAGGGUUUUUUGUGGCACUUGGUUAUGUGUUAAGGAUGCUGGACUUCAUGGUAGGCCUCUCUUCUGGUCUGGAUGAGGGCGAGAGGGAGGCCCGACAAGGUUUGGGUCAGGCCAUCCUCCUCUCCAGUCUUCUUGACAACAGAUCCUGGAGCUCAUUGCAGCCAGAGGCCUCCACGAGCGUCCUUCACACCGUGGAAGUCUUCCUUCGCCGGGAACGGGACUCAACUCUUAAAGAGGACCUAUUAAGCUGCUUCAGUCCUGUCUUAUGGGACCUCAUUCAGCAGGACAACAACUCAUCUGCUCUAAGAAUUCUUCUGCAGGAAUAUCUGCAGAUGCCAGGAGAGACCAUUCGCACUCUGGUGAUGUCUGCAGAGAAAGAUGCAGUCAAGAGGUUCCUCUCUCAUAUGCAUCGAAGCUGGGAUCACAUUCAAGUUGAAACCAGUCGGGAUUCUCAAAAAGAGCUGCAGGCCUUGGAAACAAUGACUGCUGCUUUUAUCCAUAAAUUCCCAAAAGUGACCCCAGAACUCUUCGUGGACCUGUCCCAGUUCAUCCCUUUCAUGUCUGUCUCUGACAUCAUGAGCUUCCCAGCCUCUCUGAUGGCCAACGACAGCGUGCUGACUGCUAUUCGUGACCACAGCUCAGGGAUGAAGUCGCCACAGAAAAAGGCAUUUGUGAAAAGACUCCUGCAGUCUAGUGUGUUGGGUGAUGUCCCCACCUGGCCACCAUACUUCCUCAGUUCCAUUCUCCCUCUUCUGCCUUUCCUUCCUAUCAGUUGUUUUCAGCAACUGAUCUCACAACAGCUCACCCCUUUGGUGGAGUUGCUAGGCAACAGUAGCCUGGAUGGUGUGAGAGGACGCCACGUUGUUCGGACCAUUUUUACCAAGAAUGAAAAUCUCACAGAUAACGAUGUUAUUAGACUUGGCGUCCUUGCAUGCUACCUAGAUCCAACUGACCUGCAUUCAUUUCUUCACGACUCAGCUGUGUCGUCCACUCUCCAGAGGCAGCUGCUCAAGUGCCUCUCUGAGGGCAUCAUUAGUGCCAGUGGCAGGCUUUCGUCCUGGUUGAUACCGACAGUGCAGACGCUGAAUGCCAGCAUUAUGGCUCCUGAAGACUUGACUGGUCUCAGUCCUCUUCUCCCCAAGUUAGGAGCCUCCUUUUCACUAUCGCUUCCCUCCCAACAACUCCUGGAGCUCCUCUCCCAACCUGGAAUACACAGAUAUUCUUCAGCACAGGCUUUUCAAAUACUGUCCAAGAUUUCCAAAGACACUAAUCUGACAGUGGAAACUUUGUGUAAACUGAAGCCUUUACACUCUGGUCUAUCCCCUGCUGUGCUGAGCAACCUCCACUGGUUUGAGAUCAAUGAAAGCCCCCACUGCCAGUGUUGGAAAAGCAUGCUGACUGAAAUGAAGCCUGGCCAUAAAGCAAUGCUGUACCAUGCAAUGCAGGAGGCUUUAUAUCGACACUCGCUAAACAUCACUCAGCAUGUAAACUGUCUCCUGCCAUUGAUCCCUUUGAGGAAACUGAGUGAGGCCGUGCAGAGGCAACAGCUCCCCAAAGACAUCAGUUUGUACAAAGACAUUGACUGGUCGUCACAGCAGGCUCAGCUUCUAUUUAAAUGGAUGCAUCAUUUUAAAAACAUCACCAGCAGUUUGUUGAGAGCUGGCUAUGUUGGAGGCGGGAUGACAUGUGACUUUCUGAGACUUAGGAGCAAUGACAGUGAUUUUGCAGCGCUGCUCCACUUUGUUACUAUGCUGCCAGGACACCUUCGACCUGCUCUGCGAAAAUGUGUCAUAGAAGAACUGAGAGAACAACCUGAAGUGGAUCUCAACGAUUUGAGCCCUUGGUUUUCUGCAACAUUUACCGCAAUGACAAUGAUGGAUGAGCUUUCCAACGCAUCCUUCAGGGCUGUUCUGGACUAUGUCCAGGCACACUUUGCAGAUUUCCUCCUCCUACCCCGUUACAAGCGGACAAACAUAGCCGAGGGGGCCCUAGGCGAACUGGACUCUUCCAGGCUUAUCGGUGGUGUGAUUGAUGGUGCAACUCUGGACUUCCUGGGCCCUCUUCUGCCUUUCUUGGAAAGAGACAGUCUGGAUCUGGUAGACAGAGGUGCUCUGGCUUUGCGGCUGGAGGAGAUGAAAAGUUUCUGUCUUCCCAAAGAAUCCCUGAGAGAUAUCAGCAUGAUGCUCACCCAGAAAGACAUGAUAGGGGAUCCAUCCAAGUGGAAAGUGGGAGAUGUUGAACAUUUGGGAAGGCUGCUGUUUUCUUUGUCCACAAAGCAGAUUAACUCCAUCCCGGUGACAGUGUUGAACGAAGACACAGUGGAACAGGUCCUUGUGGGUCAGGAACGCUGGCAGGACAGUGUGGUGAGUGGAGUCUGCUUGCAGCGCUGCAUGGACCAACAUCACCAACGAGAGACGACAAAGAGUCUCAUGCGAGGGAUCGUAAAAGCAAAAGGCAGGGAUGCAAAAAUCCCACGCUGUGCAGACAUCAAAGGUACAUUCCCUUCAGCGUGGACAUCAUCUCAGCUGAGGCGCAUGUCACAAAUGGAUAUGAGAGACUGUGUCCAUGUCUUUGGUCAGGACGCCUCACUAAGCUCUGAGCAGCGCAAGGCACUGUGGGUCAAACUUCGGCAGGCGUUCAGUCCAGUGAGUGAGCUCAGAGCAGAUGAAGUUUUGGCUCUUGGCUCUCUGGUGACUGAGAUGACAGUCAGAGAACUGCAUGACAUCUCUUUGACUGAUGACAGUUUUUGGGCCCAUUUGGGGACUCUGACACGGUGGAGCCCCAGGAAGAUGAGAGCUGUCAUUUCGGGAAUGAUGCGCAACCGCAACUUGAAGAUUGAGCAGUUAUCUGGCGUUGAUCUGGCGACAUUUGGCCAUCUAAUCUGUGGGUUUUAUCCCUCAGAAAUGACAAGACUGGACCCUUACAACCUCAGCAUGGCGGUCGGAUUCCUGCGAGAGAUGUCCCUGCCAUGCACAGAACAGCAGAUGGAGGCUUUGACGAACCGUUUGUCCAGAGCUGAGGCCUUUGGUCCAGCAAAUGCUUGGGGACCUGAAGUUUUCACUGAAAUUGGGACACUGGCAGCGGGCCUGGAAGACAUUGUUUUGUCAGCUCUGACACAAGAGCAAGUGGAAGGAAUCACCACUGAAGCAAUCAGCCUGCUGUCACCAAAAAAGAUGGCAGUGGUGUUUAGUGCCAUCCAGUUGUCCUGGCUGAGUGCCGAGCAAGCGUGGGCCAUCACUGAGGAGCACUGGACUGAGCUGGACAACGCACAAAGACACGCUGUAGGACUGGCUCGGUAUGAAGGAGAUGUUCUGCUAGAGCCAAGAGGGAGAAACUCUGCUGCAGCAGCCCUCAACACUUUAAGCUUUCUGGCCCCAAGUCUCUGGUUAUGGCAUCUAUUUUGAAGUGGAAUUAAAAUACUUUUAAUCACAUUUAAUCAGCACCUGACCCACCUGACCCCAUCCACAGAUUUGUACUGGAAAUAAAUACUUUGGAGGCUUCUGUUGCUUGUGUGUAUUGGUCAUUUUAGUUUAUUAUGUGCAUUAUUAUUUUGGUAAAAUGUUAUUUAAAUGCUAGAAAAUGUAAUGAUUCAAUGUUUGAAACACAUUUAAAAAAAAUUACCACUGUAAUCUUUUUCCACUGUUGAAAUACACACAGUAAUAAUUACCAGGAUUUCACAGCAUUUAAAAGUAUUUUUCAUAGAAAAAUACUGUAGUCCAAUUUACUGUAACAUUACAAGACAUGAUUCUAAAAUUAUGAUAUCAUUAUAUUUCCGGAUCGUUAGCUGUCAUUUCACAGUAAACACUGCAAUCAUACAAUUGUCAUUUGUAAUAUUAGACUCCUUUUCGG